Messenger RNA from Huiozyma naganishii CBS 8797, 1965 nucleotides. RefSeq names its product RING-type E3 ubiquitin transferase MAG2 (gene MAG2). Gene Ontology annotation, biological process: positive regulation of transcription by RNA polymerase II. The record is from RefSeq and is a predicted model, not a curated record. The coding region runs from base 1 to 1965 and encodes 654 amino acids. NCBI's taxonomy places the organism in Eukaryota, Fungi, Ascomycota, Saccharomycetes, Saccharomycetales, Saccharomycetaceae. The transcript has a single exon. Gene Ontology annotation, molecular function: transcription cis-regulatory region binding.
AUGUCCAGUGUGAACAGUGGACAAGUGAACAACUCGACAAAAUCCAUGUCAGACGAAAAAAAGCCAACCACAAUUCCGGGAGAUCAAUCGAGACUGGUCAAGGAGCAGAAUAGACAAACAAACCGAAGAACAUCAACCGAGAGGGCUAUGUCUUCGAAGGAUGUUAGGGAGAGAGGUAAAGGAGGUGGUAGACAACGUACUGGACAGUAUAAGAGACAACAAAAAACUUUUGACGGGUCUAAUCCAUAUCAACACGAACAAGCGUUAGAUUUUUCCCUUCAAGAGGAACUAGCCAAUGGCAGUUUCAAAGCUCAAGGCCGGAAAGCCAAACUUUCCAUUAACCAUCUGUUAGAUUUCCAAUUGCCAGAAGUGGAGAAAUCUAACGAAAGAAGAAGAGCCAACUUUUCAAGAAGAAGGAUUUCUGAUUCUGAACAUAUCAGCCUGACUGGUGACGCGUUCAUCAAUGUCAACUAUCGAUUACUUGUUAAAGAGGGCCACGAAUACCAAGAACAAGAUCAUAAUCCAAACGCCAUAGUUCCAGAUGAUCUAACGGUACGAAUCAUUGUACCACGUGGCCAAAACUGCCCCAUAUGUCUGUGUGACGAACCAGUGGCUCCACAAAUGGUCACAUGUGGACACAUCUUUUGCCGUAGUUGUCUGAUCAAUUUCUUUUCCGUCGAAGAAGUCAUCAAGAACAAUGAAACGGGCCAUGUUAAAAAGAGGAAAUACAAGGACUGUCCUCUUUGUAAUAACAUUGUGAGACCCCAGAGGGUCAAGAACGUUCUCUAUGAGACUUUAUACGCAGAAAACCAAAAACCUAGACCUGGAAAGGAGAUCAACCUAAAACUGAUGUGCAGACCGUUAGAGUCUAUGUUAGCUUUACCAAUCGUUCUGAAUAUCGAUCCUUGUUCGGUGGGUAACAUCCCUGAUAUAACGAUGACCGAAGCGUCCAAAUACGCAAAGAUAAUGAAGUGUGACUUACAGUACACUUUACACCUUCUUGAUAACGAUAUCAAUGCAAUCAAAACGCAAUAUGAGAUUGAUCAUGCAAUGUACAAUGAGAGUGACAAAUUCUCUAAUUUAGCCAUAGAACAGAUCAAUGAUGAAAUAUCACAGUUACUUUCCACUAGUGAGGAGAUACCGGGAGAGACAACACUGUCGAAAGGACUCUUCCAGCUAAAUCUGGGGGAUCAAAACACUAUGAUUUACGACGAUAAAACAGCUUUUUUCUUCUACCAGACUUCCUUUGAUACAUCAACAAAAUACUUCUUGUCGCCGUUGGAUAUAAAAAUACUGUUAGCCAUUUUUGAAUCCUAUUCCAACUUCCCACCAGACUUGAAUGUAACUCUCGAAAACGUGCAUUACGGGAACAUUGUCACAGAAUCGUUGAUUCGUCGAUACAAAUACAUGGGCCAUUUAGCACUCGGUACGGAGAUCGCAUACGUGGAUCUCGAUUGGAGGAAGAUAGAUUUUGUCUCAAGGGAGACGCUGUCGCAAUUCAACUCUGAGCUGAAACAGAGGCGCAGACAAUUCACCAUCAAGAAGCAGAAGGAGGACAAGAUGAAGAAGCUGUACGAGGUUAAACUGGAGGAAGAACAAGCCGCCUUUUAUAAAUCGGAGAGAGCAGACUAUGUGUCGUACGUGGACUCCGCAGAGUUCCAAAAGUUAAUGAAUUCGGAGGUAAUGUUGGACUCGUUAGCCGGUGCUAAGGACCGGCACGUACUGGACAAGGAAGAAAAACACAAGAAUAGAACGUACCGGGAGAAUACAGUGUGGGGCACAUCAAUUCAGAGGAUAUCGGAUGAAAAGACCUCCAAGGAGAACGAAGAGUUCACGGCGAUGCUCCUUCAAAGAAUGCAAGAGAAUAGUGCGGAAUCGUCGGGCUUCGAACCCACUAGUGCGGGAACUGAUAAGAGCCAAAAAAAGAAGAAAAAGAAAGGUAAAGUGCUUCUGUUUAGUACCUGA